Molecule: messenger RNA, 762 nt
Organism: Larimichthys crocea (large yellow croaker)
Lineage: Eukaryota; Metazoa; Chordata; Actinopteri; Sciaenidae
Gene: churc1
Product: churchill domain containing 1
Exons: 4
Coding region: 140-478 (112 amino acids)
Biological process (GO): multicellular organism development; fibroblast growth factor receptor signaling pathway; positive regulation of DNA-templated transcription
Molecular function (GO): zinc ion binding
Source: RefSeq, a predicted model, not a curated record
UAGAUCUAAAAAAAAAAAGGAGCUACAAGGGCGGAAGAGGAGUUUUGAAGCUAAGAUAAAUAACUAGCUGUUUGUUUAAAAAAAAAGCUGUUUACAGUUUGUUUAUCGACAACUGGUCUUUAAAUAUAAAGGUUUUAAAAUGUGUAACGGCUGCGUGCAGAAAGAAUACCCGGACCGGGGGAACACUUGUCUGGAGAAUGGCUCCUACCUGAUGAACUAUGUGGGCUGUGCCAACUGCCAUCAGAGGGACUUUGUGCUGAUCAGCAAUAAAGCCACAGAGGAUGAUGAUGGAGAGGAGAUAGUCACAUAUGACCAUGUUUGUAAAAAUUGUGACCAUGUCAUCGCAAGGCAUGAAUACACAUUCUCUGUUGUUGAUGAGUAUCAGGAGUACACCAUGCUAUGCAUGCUGUGUGGAAAAGCAGAGGACUCCAUCAGUGUGUUACCCGAUGACCCCAGACAGUCUGCACCUCUCUUCUAAAUCUCAAACCUGCAGAUCAUGAAACACUUUUUAUAUCGAGUGUCACCACCGUGGACGUGCUGGAGCCUGCUUGCUUUCAGGGUUCCAGCCAUUUUUUAAACAUGCAUCCAAAAUGUUACGCACAUAUUUAACGUAUUUUAGAUUUUUGGCUCUUUGUGAACUACUGUAUGCUGAUAUCAGUUGAGUAACACAUAUAACUUUAUAUUACACUCUAUGACAACAACAAAUGUUAUGUAUGUCGAUUGAAAAAGUACUUUAAAUAAACAUUUUUAUACUGCUAAGAA